Molecule: messenger RNA, 2715 nt
Organism: Orycteropus afer afer
Lineage: Eukaryota; Metazoa; Chordata; Mammalia; Tubulidentata; Orycteropodidae
Source: RefSeq, a predicted model, not a curated record
GCCCCAGCCCGCCCCGCCCCGCGCCGGGGCCGGAGCCGCAGCCCGAGCGGCGGGGUGACCAUGGAGGAGGAGGAUGAGUCUCGAGGGAAGACAGAGGAGUCGGGUGAGGAGCGGGGCGACGGUGUGCCCGACCGAGACCCCACGCUUCCUCCUCCUGCCUUUAUCCUGCGGGCCAUUCAGCAGGCCGUGGGGAGCUCCCUGCAGGGGGAGCUGCCGAAUGAGAAAGAUGGUUCCCGGUGUUACGGCCUCCGGUGGAGGCGCUGCCGGAGCCCGCGGUCAGAGCCCCGUGCUCAGGAAUCCGGGGGCACGGACACGGCCACUGUGUUGGACGUAGCGGCUGACAGCUUCCUCACUGGGCUGGUGAAUGCUCUGGACCCCCCGGACACCUGGGUGCCCAGCCGCCUGGACCUGCGGCCUGGCGAAAGCGAGGACAUGCUGGAGCUGGUGGCCGAGGUCCGUAUUGGGGACAGGGAUCCUGUCCCCCUGCCCGUGCCCAGCCUGCUGCCUCGCCUCCGGGCCUGGAGGACGGGCAAAACAGUUUCUUCACAGUCCCACGUGUCUCGACUCACCUGUGCCCGCCACCUCCUCACCUUGGGCACUGGAGACGGGGGCCCCGCCCCACCCCCAGCCCCCUCUUCGUCGUCCUCCUCGCGGCGUGAGCGGCACCGAGGCAAGCACCGGGAUGGCGGCAGCAGCAAGAAGAAGAAGAAGCGGUCGCGGUCGCGGGGCGAGAAGCGGUCCGGGGACGGCGGUGCAGACAAGGCCUCGGUCCUGGCGCCGCUGGCCUCGGGCUCUGGCGUGUCAGCCAGCGAGCGGGACAGCCGCCGCCGGGGGGCCGUGCCACCCUCCAUCCAGGACCUCACGGACCAUGACCUUUUUGCCAUCAAGCGGACCAUCACGGUGGGCCGGCCCGACAAGUCCGACCCCCGGGGCCCCUCGCCGGCCCCCACCUCGUCGCCCAAGCGCGAGGUCCUGUACGACUCGGAGGGACUGAGCGGCGAGGAGCGGGGCGGCAAGACGAGCGAGAAGGACCGGCGCCGGUCCGGGGCGGCCUCCUCCUCUUCCUCCCGUGAGAAGGGGUCGCGGCGAAAGGCAUUGGAUGGGGGCGACCGGGACAGGGACAGGGACAGGGACAGGGACAGGGACAGGUCCUCCAAGAAGGCCCGACCCUCCAAGGAGCUGGCGUCCGCCUCAGGGCCGCCUCCGAAGCCGCCAGCCAGCAGUGGCUCGGGCUCCUCCUCCUCCUCCUCCUCCUGCUCCUCCCGGAAGGUGAAGCUGCAGUCCAAGGUGGCUGUGCUGAUCCGCGAGGGCGUCAGCAGCACCACCCCCGCCAAGGAGGCUGCGCCGGCCGGCCUGGGCUCCAUCGGCGUCAAGUUCAGCCGCGACCGCGAGAGCCGCUCCCCGUUCCUCAAGCCCGAAGAGCGGGCCCCCACCGAGGUGGCCAGAGCUGCACCAGGCAGCACCAAGCCCAAGAAGACCAAGGUCAAGACCAAGGCUGGGGCCAAGAAAGCCAAGGGGACCAAGGGAAAGACCAAGCCAUCCAAGACGCGGAAGAAGGUGCGGAACGGCGGGAGCAGUGGAGGUGGAGGCGGCCCCGUGACGCUCAAGAAGUCCAAGGCGGAUAGCUGCAGCCAGGCCGCUGGGACCAAGGGUGCCGAGGAGACGUCCUGGUCCGGAGAGGAGCGGGCCGCCAAGGCGCCCAGCACCCCGCCCACCAAGGCAGCCCCUCCGCCCCCUGUGCUCACCCCUGACUCCCAGACCGUGGACAGCAGCUGCAAGACACCCGAGGUUUCCUUCCUGCCCGAAGAGGCCAGCGAGGAGGCCGGGGUUCUGGACGGGGCUGAGGAGGAGGAGGAGGAAGAGGAAGAGGAGGAGGAGGAAGAGGAGGAAGAGCAGCAGCCCGCCACCACGACAGCCACCAGCACAGCUGUGGCCGCCCCCAGUGCCGCCCCGAGUGCAGGCUCCACUGCCGGUGACUCGGGGGCCGAGGACGGGCCGGCCACCCGUGUCUCCCAGCUGCCCACGCUGCCCCCGCCCAUGCCCUGGAACCUGCCGGCGGGCGUGGACUGCACCACCAGUGGCGUCCUGGCCUUGACUGCACUUCUCUUCAAGAUGGAGGAAGCCAACCUGGCCAGCCGAGCAAAGGCCCAGGAGCUGAUCCAGGCCACCAACCAGAUCCUCAGCCACAGGAAGCCCCCCUCAGGUGUGGGGGUGGCCCCCGCUCCUGUGCCCACCUCUCUGGGCCUGCCCCCCGGACCCUCCAGCUACCUGCUUCCUGGCAGCCUCCCCCUGGGGGGCUGUGGCUCGACUCCGCCCACCCCCACGGGGCUGGCUGCGGCAUCUGACAAGAGAGAGGGCAGCAGUAGCUCCGAGGGACGUGGGGACACAGACAAGUAUCUGAAGAAGCUGCACACGCAGGAACGGGCGGUGGAGGAGGUCAAGCUGGCCAUCAAGCCGUACUACCAGAAGAAGGACAUCACCAAGGACGAGUACAAGGACAUCCUGAGGAAGGCAGUCCACAAGAUCUGCCACAGCAAAAGCGGGGAGAUCAACCCGGUGAAGGUGAGCAACCUGGUGCGGGCCUACGUGCAGCGCUACCGCUACUUCCGCAAGCACGGCCGCAAGCCCGGGGACCCCCCAGGGCCCCCACGGCCGCCCAAGGAGCCGGGGCCCCCCGACAAGGGCGGCCCGGGCCUGCCCCUGCCCCCUCUCUGA